GAGUACAGGGAUGCUAUAUCACAAACACCACUGAUACCAGACAUGAAUACUAUUAGUACCGUAACCAGUAAAGUCGUGAGACCCGUCGUCAAAUACACACAGGAGACGUUAACACGGGGUCUACAGUCAAUGACUCAAAACAAUGGGCAGAUAACAUCCGCCACAGGGACCCCGCCCCCCUCUGCUGGCAUGUUGAGGGCGUGGCAAACGCUACAGGAGGAUAGCUGGGUCACCACCCAACGUCAUUUGAGACCCCAACCCACGGAAACAUUCAAUACGAUGUCGGCCGAGAGAAGUAUACUAGGAUCAAGGAAUCUCGGUCUUUUUGAGAAAAAUUCGAAUUCCGAGGAUGUGCAAUCCAGCAUUCGAGCACUGUUGAAAGGAUUUAAAUUUGACUAGAGGACAGUGUGGUAUCUACUCAGGCUUCCACAUGGAUCUUCCAAGGAUUCCACAUUGAUAUCCCCGUGGUUCCACAUUGGUAUCCCCGGGGUUCCGCGUUGAUCUUCCUAGUAUUCCACAUUGAUAUCCCCGGGGUUCCACAUGGAUCUUCCAAGGAUUCCACAUUGGAAUCCCCGGGGUUCCGCGUUGAUCUUUCCGGCAAAGGACAUUGAUCUUCACAAUAUUCCAUAUUGAUCUUCUCAGGAAUUACACAUGAAUAUUCCCAGGAUUCCACAGCGAUUCUCCCAGGAUUCCCCAGUGCAGGCUCCUAGACUCUGAAGUAAUAUGAAUAUUGACAGUAUCAUUGGUGAAGAUUGUGGCUGAAAUACUGAUUUGAAUUAAAUGAAUUCUUGUUUAGGUUGUAAGGUAUGGAAUCGAAAAAAUGUUUGUUAUGUAUGAAAAUGUCUGUGUUGUAUUGAGAGUAAAUUAUUUUAAGUUGUGAAUGGAAUGAUUGUUAUUGACAUUUGUCGUUAUUUAUUUGCAUAGACUGAUAACACUUUAAAUGUAGAACUCCCCGAUGUUAUAAUAUAAUAAUUAAGUUGGAAGGAAUGAUUUUGAUGAAAGGAGUCCUAUGUGUCAAUAGGUUGUGAUGGAGUAAACAAAAUGGCCGAUUAUGUUGUGUUUGUUAUUGUUCAUAAAACGAUUGUAAGAAAAUGUAAAUAAAUUGUAAUGAAAUAUAA
Molecule: messenger RNA, 1118 nt
Organism: Pecten maximus
Lineage: Eukaryota; Metazoa; Mollusca; Bivalvia; Pectinida; Pectinidae
Exons: 3
Coding region: 43-399 (118 amino acids)
Source: RefSeq, a predicted model, not a curated record